Messenger RNA from Cladophialophora psammophila CBS 110553, 1734 nucleotides. RefSeq lists its product as uncharacterized. Bases 1 to 1734 code for a protein of 577 amino acids. The record is from RefSeq and is a predicted model, not a curated record. NCBI's taxonomy places the organism in Eukaryota, Fungi, Ascomycota, Eurotiomycetes, Chaetothyriales, Herpotrichiellaceae. Gene Ontology annotation, biological process: DNA-templated transcription; positive regulation of transcription from RNA polymerase II promoter by galactose. The transcript has 2 exons. Gene Ontology annotation, cellular component: nucleus. Gene Ontology annotation, molecular function: DNA-binding transcription factor activity, RNA polymerase II-specific; RNA polymerase II cis-regulatory region sequence-specific DNA binding; zinc ion binding.
AUGAUUCAGCACAAAGUUAGUGGUGCGACACCACUGGACAUUCAAUCUUUGAAUCAACACCCGCAACGUCGAUGUUUACCUGCUUCCGGCAAUACCAAUAUUACCCAUAAACAGUUUGACUAUGUUCUACCUCCUCGACGCAGGGCAGAUACUUUGAUUUCUGUCUAUUGGAAGUAUGUUCAUGUCCUCUACCCUUAUUUGGACAAAAUCCAGGUCCAGGAGGAUUACGAAAAGCUAUGGAAAGGGGACGAUGGAACGAUAGAGGAUGAGCGGUCGUACAUGUGCUUACUGAACACCAUAUUUGCCCUGUCCAGUCAACUUGACGAGUCAACCCCGGUCGAGGAGCGAGAGCGCUUUGCUCACACUUACUACACUAGAGCCAGAAACCUGCUGGAUAUUGUGGAGGGCGGAUCUGUACGCUCUGUGCAGUCUUUCUUGCUUCUGGGCCAAUACUUCCAGAGUACCAACGAACCCCAUCCAUGUUGGAUGUUUGUAGGACUUGGUAUACGAACAGCACAAAGCCUUGGGCUUCAUUUGCCCGAAACCAGCGAACGUGCCGCUGAUAUCCGGACACGAGAGCUCCUACGGAGAGUGUGGCAUGGAUGUAUUCUUAUGGACAGGGUUGUUUGCAUGACUUAUGGUCGCCCUUGCAUGAUAGGUCCGAAAGCGGCUGUUACGGUACCUCUUCCCUUACCGAUCGAGGAGGAGGAGCUCAUGCGUGGGCCUGCCCAAGAGCGCCCGGCGCAACUGCAGCGAUCUUGCGUAGCCGAGUUCUACGUCCACUCCCUCAAAUUGUACGCAAUUUUACACGAUGUGUUGUUUAACUUCUACUCGGUCAAUUUUCAACAAACUCGUCCCCUGGAUGCCGACAAGUACUUCGGGUCCUUGAGCGAAGGGCAGUCUUCAGUCUUUGAGAUUGAGCACAGACUCUUCAAAUGGGAAAACAGCAUCUCUGACCACUUGAAAGUUGCUUCAAAACCUCAAGCUGACGAGCUAGGGUCCCAACUGUAUCGCCAAGCUGUCAUCCUACAUCAAAGGCAACUGCAUGUUCGCUUGUUACUCCUGAGACCUGUUCUGUCGAGUUUUAUCACCACCGAGUUUUACAACGGAGAUCGAUCCGUUCCCUUGGCAAGCGAGCUAUCUCAUAGAACAUUUUUACAAUGUGCAAUUGUCUGCGUCAGCGUGGCGCUAAAGGCUAUCGACACAAUCUAUCAAGGAAGAGGCCACAAUGCUGGCGACAUCGGAAGUCUGGCAGCGUGGUGGUAUAAUGUCCUUUACUUAUACACGUCAGCAACCGUGCUCAUUGCCGCUCGCCUCAGCUCUGCUAUCAUGGUUGAUGUUUCCGAAGAGUUGAUCCUUGAUGGCUGGCGCAAGGCGAUGGAAGUUCUCGACUGGUACAACCCGUUUGGUGCUUCCAUAAAACGUCUGACGACGACUCUGCGCCUCCUAUUCGACGCUGUACCUCAGCAAUAUUCUCGCUUUAAAGGCAACUCCCGAGGGUUCCAGCCAGAUACGUUGUCAGCUACUCGGAAUCUCGACCAAGGCUCGCCAUCCAUGCCACCAUUGCGCCCACCAGAACCAACCAACAUUGUCGCAAUGCCUGUGGCGGAGACUGCAAACACCUUACCGCAAGAUGAUACUAAUACUUUUUCUAGCGAAUGUUUUCUCGAUUUUGACACGGUAUUUGACCCAAACGAUCUUUCUUGGCUUAUGACCAUUCCGCUGGACGGUUAA